Molecule: messenger RNA, 1164 nt
Organism: Anoplophora glabripennis (Asian longhorned beetle)
Lineage: Eukaryota; Metazoa; Arthropoda; Insecta; Coleoptera; Cerambycidae
Product: nucleoside diphosphate kinase 7
Exons: 1
Coding region: 1-1164 (387 amino acids)
Cellular component (GO): centrosome
Source: RefSeq, a predicted model, not a curated record
AUGGCUAAAACAGAAUUCGACUACAAUGAUAAGCUAUCCUUUCUGGGGGAAUGGUUCGAUUAUCAAUCAUAUUAUCAUAAAAAAUUCAUUCUUAAUUUCUAUCCCAGCGACAACACUCUGGACAUUUUCGACAGGGAACUGAACAGAAUGUACUUGAAACGUACCAGGAUGGACAACCUGGGUCUGGACGAUAUGUUCGUAGGCAACAAAAUACGGAUAUAUGGAAGACAAAUUACCAUUACUGAUUACGCAGAUUGCCGUACACAGAAGUUUGUUGGCAAGGCCAAAGAACACACUUUGGCUAUAUUAAAACCUAACGUCGUUGAUAAGCUUGGUGAAAUUAUCACUCAGAUUCAAGACAGAAAAUUUCACAUAACCAGGCUUAGGAUGUGCGAAUUGUCCAGGAAAGAAGCGCUGGAUUUUUACGAGCACAAGAAAGGAGAUGCUGCACUACCUUUUGUACUAGAAAACAUCGUUUCUGGACCUUCAGUGGCUUUGGAACUUGUUGGGGAGAACGCUCUAGCCAGAUGGAAAGAAGUCAUGGGCCCAGCAGAUCCCCAAGAAGCCAGAAAAACAGCGCCCGACACCCUAGUAGCCUUGUACGGUUUAGAAAGUCCUGCCACAAACGGAUUCCACGGUUCGGAUACUCCAGAGGACGCCGUCAGGGAAAUAAAUUUCUUUUUCCCCAAGGACUCCGAAAGGAGUGCUCCCGAAACGCCAAUAAAACUCCAGAACACCACUUGUUGCAUCAUAAAACCCCAUGCCGUCCAAGAAGGGAAAUUGGGCUACAUCAUCUCCUUUAUAACAGAUUCACAUUUCAAGAUCACAGCCGCUAAGAUGACAUAUCUCAGUAACGCCAACGCCGAUGAAUUCUUGGAGGUCUACAAGGGUAUAGUGAGCGACUACCAUGCACUUCUUUUAAGUUUCCUGGACGGCCCAUGUGUUGUUUUAGAAAUUGGUGGGAAAAAUGAAGAAAUGAACGUGCACCAGGAAUUUAGAAACUUCGCUGGCCCGCCCGAUUCGGAUAUAGCUAGACAAAUUAGGCCAAAUUCUCUAAGGGCCAAUUUUGGAUGUGACAAGUAUAGUAAUGCUGUGCACUGUACAGAUUUGCUUGAGGAUACGGCUGUGGAUUUGGAGUAUCUGUUCAGAAUUUUAAAAGACUAA